This is a messenger RNA of Notothenia coriiceps (black rockcod), 1896 nucleotides long. Its product is annotated as TATA element modulatory factor-like. The coding region runs from base 1 to 1350 and encodes 449 amino acids. Gene Ontology annotation, cellular component: endoplasmic reticulum; Golgi apparatus. The transcript has 10 exons. The record is from RefSeq and is a predicted model, not a curated record. NCBI's taxonomy places the organism in Eukaryota, Metazoa, Chordata, Actinopteri, Perciformes, Nototheniidae.
AUGAAGCUGAUGGUCUACCUGUACGUCUCUGUUGUCAGGGAGCUGGCAGAGCUUCACAAGGCGGGGGUCAGCAGAGCCAGUGAGGCUCAGGAAGCGGCUCUCAGCAGAGAAACACAGGCCAAGGAUCUGCUGAGCCUGGCCCUGGAGAAGAACCAGGAGGAGGGCAGGAUGCAACAGGAGGCUCUGGCCAAUCAGGUGGCGGACCUGAGGAUGGCUCUGCAGAGGGCUGAGCAGCAGCAAGGAAGGAAGGAAGACUAUCUGAGGGAGGAGAUCAGUGAGCUGCAGCAGAGGCUUCAGGAGGCAGAGACCAGGAACCAGGAGCUCAGCCAGAGUGUUACCUCGGCAACGCGGCCCCUUCUGCGACAGAUUGAGAACUUGCAGGCCUCCUUAGGCGGACAGACUGCAUCCUGGGAGAAACUGGAGAAGAGCAUCUCUGAUAGGCUAGCGGAUGCCCAGGCGCAGCUGGCCGUUGCGGUGGAGAGGGAGCGGUCGGCGAGUGAAGAGCUCCUGUCCAUCAGGUCCCAGCAGGCCUCUCUGGAGUCACAGAUCUCCCUGUUCCGCCAGGAGAAGGCCCGGCUCCUCGCACAGCUGGAGGCUGAGAAGAACAAGAGAGAGAAACUGGAGGAUGAGAGCACUAGGGAGCAUGUUGAUUUAGAAAAUCUGCGAGGAGAGCACAACCGCAUGCUAGAAGAAACCAAGAAAGAAAAGCUGCUGCUGACCAAUCAGUUAGAGAUGGAGAGGAUGAAGGUGGAGCAAGAGAAGAAGAAAUGCUACUUGGCUAAUGAAGCUCUCAGGGAAAAGGAGAGGAAGACCAUGAAUCACUCUGUAGGAGAGCCCCCGGCGUCCUCCACACCCUCCCUGUCUCGCUCCAGCUCCAUCAGUGUGCCGGACAACGCUGCUCUACACUCCUCUAUUCUUUCCCAGGAGGACCUUUUAGACCACUCUCUUAGUAACAUGACCAUGUCCAUGUCGAUGAGCGGGACCAACCUGUACGAGGCCGCCCGGCUGUCGGGGGGCUCCAGCAUCAUGGAGAACCUGCAGUCUCAGCUCAAACUCAGAGAAGGAGAGAUCGCUCAGCUGCAGAUUGAGAUCUCCAGUCUAGAGAGGAGUCGUUCUGUGAUGGCAGAAGAGCUGGUCCGACUGACCAAUCAGACCGAUGAGAUGGAUGAGAUGGUGAAGGAGAUUCCCACGUUGAAAGUCCAUCUCAAGGAUCUGCAGCAGAGGCACAACACCAUCCUGCAGAUGUACGGAGAAAAAGCCGAAGAGGCAGAGGAGCUGAGGCUGGACCUGAUAGACGUGAAGAACAUGUACAAAUGCCAGAUAGACGAACUUCUGAAGAACCAGAAAUAAACUUUGACUGUUCUUGUGUCGAUUCUGGGACACUAUCAACAAACCAAUCAACCAACAUAGCCACACAUGCAGUCCCAAAGACAGAUAAUUUAAGUUUAAUCACUGUGUCAAAGGAAAGUUCUUUUAUCUUUAUCUCUUAUUUUAUUUUAAAGGAACAUAUUUAAGCGGGGGUGUUGGGAUUUUGCAUUACAUACAAUAUAUUAUUACAGAACCAGUAUGAAGGAUACCAUUUAAAGUCUUUGGGAUCUUUAGAAAUCAUUUCUCAUGAUUAAACCUUUUACAUAGUAGCUUAUAGACAGUUUCCUACAGACUGUACGAGAUGGUUUAAGUUUUUUGCACUAUAAAAUUCCUCCUUCUUUAUUUCUUGAUUUAAAAUAGUUGAAGAAAUAUAUAAAAAUAUUGUACAGAGACCUUUAUGUAUUGUUCUUGACUCCUUGCAAAUCACAACAUGUGCUGUAGACCUGAGAGUGGUCCACGAUUGAAAUCCUGAAAAUUGGAUUCUACAGCUUAUAUAUAUGUAAAUUAAUAAACAUUUAUCUGGGUGGU